UGAACUAUUUCAUUGGGGGGUUUCAGAAAGAAAAGGGUUUUAAGAACGCACAUUUCUUCUCCUUCAUUCAUCUUUCUCCUCAACAAUGGAAGGCGCGUCAUACGCACGCAUGCCGCGCGUCAAAAUCCGUGAACUCAAAGACGACUACAUGAAGUUCGAGCUUCGCGACACUGACGCCAGCGUCGCCAACGCGCUACGGCGCGUGAUGAUCUCCGAAGUCCCAACCGUCGCCAUCGACCUUGUUGAAAUCGAAGUGAACUCUUCCGUUCUCAACGACGAGUUCAUUGCUCACAGACUCGGUCUCAUUCCACUCACAAGCGAACGUGCCAUGGCCAUGCGCUUCUCACGUGACUGUGAUGCUUGUGAUGGUGAUGGACAGUGUGAGUAUUGUUCAGUUGAGUUUCAUCUUAGGGUUAAGUGUAUAACGGAUCAGACGCUUGAUGUUAGUAGUAAGGAUCUUAUUAGCUCCGAUCAUACCGUUACACCGGUGGAUGUUCCUGGUGGUGAUGCUUCUAUUGAAUCUGAUGGAAGGGGGAUUAUCAUUGUGAAGUUGAGGAGAGGUCAGGAGCUGAGGUUGAGAGCGAUUGCUAGGAAGGGGAUCGGGAAGGAUCAUGCCAAAUGGUCACCAGCUGCAACUGUUACUUUCAUGUACGAACCAGACAUUCACAUCAAUGAGGAUUUGAUGGAGUCUUUGACACUUGAGGAGAAAAAGGAGUGGGUGGAUAGUAGUCCAACUCGUGUCUUUGAUAUUGAUCCUGUUACACAGCAGGUGAUGGUAGUUGACCCUGAGGCAUAUAGUUAUGAUGACGAGGUCAUCAAGAAAGCAGAAGCAAUGGGAAAGCCUGGGCUUAUAGAAAUAACUGCAAAGCAAGAUAGCUUCAUUUUCACGGUUGAAUCUACCGGAGCAGUGAAAGCAUCUCAAUUAUUGCUAAAUUCCAUUGAAAUUCUCAAGCAAAAGCUGGAUGCUGUGAGGCUAUCUGAAGACACCGUAGAAGCUGAUGAUCAGUUUGGUGAGCUGGGUGCACAUAUGCGAGGAGGAUGAUUUUGAAGGAUUUGAGACGUGUCCCUGGAACUUGUUUUGUGUGUUGCAUGUCGACAGUUGAAAUAUGUGUUAACUCGUUGAACCUAAGAUAAUUUACUACUGUGUUAGGUACUUGAAGAUAAACUAGAUCUAAGUUACUUGGCUUGCUAGAAACAGUGGUUAGCUUAACUCUUUGAAUCAAAUAUGUGCUCACACUUAAAGUGAUGGGUUUAUUCAGCUCAAUUCAGUCACGAUUAAGUUGAAGCUUUGGUUAUUAAAGUCACUUGUUGAACCCUGUAUAUACAACUUAAAUCCGUAAGAUUUUAUUUAGUUCAAUCGAAGCGUAAAGGCAAA
This is a messenger RNA of Medicago truncatula (barrel medic), 1375 nucleotides long. RefSeq names its product DNA-directed RNA polymerases II, IV and V subunit 3. Gene Ontology annotation, biological process: transcription by RNA polymerase II. Gene Ontology annotation, molecular function: protein dimerization activity; DNA binding. Bases 86 to 1042 code for a protein of 318 amino acids. The record is from RefSeq and is a predicted model, not a curated record. The transcript is spliced from 3 exons. Gene Ontology annotation, cellular component: RNA polymerase II, core complex. NCBI's taxonomy places the organism in Eukaryota, Viridiplantae, Streptophyta, Magnoliopsida, Fabales, Fabaceae.